AGCUUAGCAAAUAAGUACUGGGAAGAAAAACCCCACCAUUAUAUUGAGAGAUUAACAGACUAAUCCUGUGGUUCGGGAGAGUAUUUCUUCUCUUUCCUUUGUGAAUGUAAUAGAGAGGUGUGUGCUGAGAGAUUUUAAGCACCUGAGAGCAGCAAAGACAAGUAGUGACUGUUCAGUUCACAUAAGCCUUAGUGGGUUUGACAUUUCCCCAAGGAAUUAGCCAGGUGGUCCAGCUUAGAUGGAGGGGAAAAAUAAGGACCAUCGAGCUUUGCUCAACCAAGGAGAGGAGAAUGAACUGGAGGUGUUUGGUUUCAAGACCCAGAAUCUGCGCAGAGCGUUCUGCCUUAUGGCAUCUGUGCUGACCUGUGGGGCCCUCCUGCUGGUGUUCUACUGGAGGCCCCAGUGGAGGGUGUGGGCCAACUGCAUCCCGUGCCCCUUGCAAGAAGCAGAUACUGUUUUGCUAAGGACAACGGAUGAAUUUCAAAGAUACAUGAGGAAGAAAGUAAUCUGCAUCUACUUAUCCACACUCAAGUUUCCUAUAAGCAAAAACCCAGAACAGCCCCUUGUAGCUGACCGCCACUCUGUCAUAAACCGAGCAGUACUGAAACCAGAGUUAAAACUACGAUCUAUCCAAGUGCAGAAAAUCAAGUAUGUUUGGGACAACUUGGAAAAGAGGUUUCAGAAAGUUGGGUUGCUGGAAGACAGCCACUCCUGUUACGACAUCCAUCAUAUGUUUGGAAUGGGUCUCACAAGUGAAGAGCAGGAGAUCAGAAGAUUAGUGUGUGGGCCCAAUGCCAUUGAAGUUGAAAUCCAACCCAUAUGGAAGCUGCUUGUUAAACAGGUUUUAAAUCCAUUUUAUGUGUUCCAAGCCUUUACCUUAACUUUGUGGCUGUCUCAAGGUUACAUAGAAUACUCUGUGGCCAUCAUCAUCCUGUCUGUUCUCUCCAUUGUCUUAAGUGUAUAUGAUCUGAGACAGCAAUCCGUGAAGCUGCACAACCUUGUGGAGGAUCACAACAAAGUCCAGGUUACAGUCAUUGUAAAAGGCAAAGGUUUGCAGGAGCUGGAAUCCUGUCUCUUGGUUCCUGGAGAUGUCCUUACUCUUCCAGGAAAGUUUUCACUGCCAUGUGAUGCGGUUCUGAUUGAUGGAAGCUGUGUGGUGAACGAAGGCAUGCUCACAGGAGAAAGUAUACCUGUUACAAAGACACCGCUGCCCCCUGUGGAGAACACCAAGCCCUGGAAAUCCCACAGCCUAGAAGACUAUCGAAAGCAUGUCCUUUUCUGCGGAACAGAAGUGGUCCAGAUCAAGCCCUCUGCACAGGGGUCAGUAAGAGCGGUCGUUUUGCAAACAGGUUACAAUACAGCCAAAGGGGACUUGGUGAGAUCCAUCCUUUACCCCCGGCCUCUGAACUUCAAACUAUACAGUGAUGCCUUCAAGUUCAUAGUAUUUCUGGCCUGCCUUGGAGUUGUGGGUUUUUUCUAUGCCCUAGGUGUAUAUAUGUACCAUGGAGUCUCUCCAAGAGACACUGCAACCAUGGCCCUGCUCCUCCUCACCGUGACUGUCCCUCCAGUGCUGCCAGCUGCGCUGACCACAGGCAUCGUGUAUGCACAGAAGAGGCUGAGGAAAAAGAAAAUCUUCUGUAUCUCUCCACAGAGAAUCAACAUGUGUGGGCAGAUAAACCUUGUGUGUUUUGACAAAACUGGUACUCUUACCGAAGAUGGCCUGGACCUCUGGGGGACUGUCCCAACUGUGGACAACGGUUUUCAGGAAGUCCACAGCUUUACUUCAGGCAGGGCUUUGCCGUGGGGCCCACUGUGUGCCGCCAUGGCCAGCUGCCACUCUCUGAUUCUUCUGGACGGGAGAAUCCAGGGAGACCCUCUGGACCUUAAGAUGUUUGAAGGCACUGCCUGGAUAAUGGAAGAUGGCAAUGUAGACUACUACAAAUUUAGGAUGUCAGACUCAAACAUAAUACUAAAACCAGGACCACAAGCCAGUCGGAGUCCCGUGGAAGCCAUCAUCGUCUUGCGCCAGUUUCCAUUUUCAUCGAGCCUGCAGAGGAUGUCUGUGGUGGCUUGGCUGGCUGGGGAGGACCACUUCCAUGUCUACAUGAAGGGCGCCCCGGAGAUGCUGGCCCAGUUCUGCCGGUCUGAAACAGUGCCCAAGGAUUUCCCACAUGAGCUGAGAAACUACACAAAGCAAGGCUUUCGUGUCAUUGCCCUUGCCCAUAAAGCCUUGAGUGUGGGGAAGCUUUCAGAAGUGGAGAGUUUAUCCAGAGAGAAGGUGGAGUCAGAGUUAACAUUUCUGGGACUUCUCAUCAUGGAGAACCGCUUGAAAAAGGAAACCAAACCAGUCCUGAAGGAGCUGAGGGAGGCCCACAUCAGGACUGUGAUGAUUACUGGUGACAACCUGCAAACAGCCAUUACUGUUGCAAAGAAUUCUGAAAUGAUCCUCCAAGGGAGCCAAGUGAUCCUCAUCGAAGCCAAUGAGCCACGAGAGUUUGUUCCUGCCUCUGUGACCUGGCAGCUGGUAGGGAACCAAGAGAAUGGAUCUGGGAAGAAUGAAACGUACAUUAAUAUUGGAAACAGUUCAGUGCCUGCUGGAGAAAAAGAGAGCUGUUAUCAUUUUGCAAUGAGUGGAAAAUCAUACCAAGUACUAUUUCAGCAUUUCAACAGCUUGCUACCAAAAAUUCUGGUGAAUGCAACUAUUUUUGCAAGAAUGUCUCCUGGGCAAAAAUCAAGCCUUGUUGAAGAAUUUCAGAAAUUAAAUUAUUAUGUAGGCAUGUGUGGAGAUGGAGCCAAUGACUGUGGGGCUUUGAAAAUGGCUCAUGCGGGCAUUUCCUUGUCAGAGCAGGAGGCAUCUGUGGCCUCCCCUUUCACCUCAAGAACAGCCAACAUCGAGUGUGUGCCUCAUCUCAUCAAAGAAGGCCGAGCUGCUUUGGUUUCAUCCUUUGGGGUAUUCAAAUACUUGACCAUGUAUGGCAUAAUCCAGUUUAUUGGUACAUCACUACUCUAUUGGCAACUGCAGCUCUUUGGGAAUUACCAGUAUCUCAUGCAAGAUAUAGCCAUUACUUUGAUGGUCUGUUUAACAAUGAGUUCAACUCAUGCUUACCCAAAGCUGGCUCCAUACCGACCAGCAGGACAGCUCCUCUCUCCGCCUUUGCUGCUCUCAGUCUUGCUGAAUACCUGUUUCACCUGCAUUGUGCAGCUCUGUGCAUUUCUCUGUGUGAAGCAGCAGCCCUGGUACUGUGAGGUCUACAGAUACAGUGAGUGCUUUCUGGACAACCAAAGUGAUUUCUCAGCAAAUGUGAGUUUGGAAAGAAACUGGACGAGAAAUGCAACUCUGAGCCCCGGUUCAGUGUUAAGCUUCGAGGGCACCACGCUGUGGCCCAUCACCACCAUCAACUGUGUCACAGUAGCAUUUAUCUUUUCUAAGGGAAAGCCAUUUCGGAAACCCAUCUACACAAACUAUGUAUUCUCAUUUCUGCUGAUAUCUUCCUUGGGCCUCACAGUUUUCAUUCUGUUUUCUGAUUUUGAAGUUAUAUACCAAGGAAUGGAGUUCAUUCCAACCAUAACAUCGUGGAGGGUUUCAGUUCUGGGGGCAGCCUUCGUCCAGUUCUGUGUGGCCUUCUUUGUGGAGGAUGCCAUCCUUCAAAAUCGAGAGCUCUGGCUAGUGAUCAAAAAAGCAUUUGGAUUCUUUUCGAAAAGCCAGUACAGGAACUGGCAAAAGAAGCUGGCAGAAGACCCUACCUGGCCUCCCACAAACAGGACAGAUUAUUCGGGCGAUGGCAAAAAUGGAUUAUACAUCAACCAAGGCUACGAAAGCCCUGAACAGAUUCCAAAGGGAAAACCCAGCUGCGGAGGCCAAACCACAGAACAGCAUUUUUGGACCAGGCUGUAAUCAGAAUUGUCGUUGUACAUGGUUAACAGCCCCUCUUCCCCCGCCUAAAGCACUGUGGAGAGGUGAUGGUAGGUUACCCUUUCCUUUUCUCUCUCCAGCUGACGACUCAAAGCACAUUUUUCAGUAUAUUGAGCUAUGCAACAAAGGACCUUAAAUAUGACUAUCCUCUACUAUUGAGGAAAAAAUACAUUGCCUGGAUUAUCAUUUUUUCAUCAACUUUAUUCACAUUACAUAGCAUUAUCCUGGUUAAAAUGUACACCUUUUCACAGUAGUGAAACUAAUAGU
Messenger RNA from Pteronotus mesoamericanus, 4180 nucleotides. RefSeq names its product ATPase 13A5 (gene ATP13A5). Gene Ontology annotation, molecular function: ATP hydrolysis activity; P-type ion transporter activity; ATPase-coupled monoatomic cation transmembrane transporter activity. The record is from RefSeq and is a predicted model, not a curated record. The transcript is spliced from 30 exons. Gene Ontology annotation, cellular component: late endosome membrane. The coding region runs from base 239 to 3895 and encodes 1218 amino acids. Gene Ontology annotation, biological process: intracellular calcium ion homeostasis; polyamine transmembrane transport. Lineage: Eukaryota; Metazoa; Chordata; Mammalia; Chiroptera; Mormoopidae.